GGCAAAAUAGAGGCUAAAAUCUUGCUAACCAGAAUAUUGUGAACUAUUAUUUACAGGUGUGCGCCGACCACUUCAUCACCAGUUCCAUGGCUCUGCACCUGAUGGCCGGGUCAGACCGUGCCUGGGUGUGGCAUGCCAUGGACGCAGCCGACGGAGAACCGACUUUGGAGCUGCUAGCCAUCAAGUUCAAGGAUCUAACCAUUGCUGCAUCCUUCAAGGAGAUGUUUGAGGGAGCCCAGACCAAGAUCAGACUCCAAGAAGCCGCUGAUGAUGGUGGACAGAUCGGUAGCCAGGAGGAGGGAGGAGCUACCGCAUCAUCAUCUUCUAUCAGUCAUGCGGGAGACGGUGUUGCCAAAGCAACCCCCUCUAGCAAAGUCGGUGGCGAAGUGAACCCCGAGGAAGAGCGAGAAUUCCACUUCCAUCCGAUCGUCAAGCUCCCAGACAACGUGGACAUCAUCACAGGGGAGGAGCAGGAGGUGGCAGUGUUCCUUGGGCGUGGCAAACUCUACCGGUUUGAUGGAGGGGUGCGGCAGUGGAAGGAGAGGGGCGUCGGUGAUAUGAAGAUCAUGAAGGAGGAGGAGACGGAUGUUUAUCGUAUCGUGAUGAGAAGAGAUCAGAUACAUAAGGUGUGCGCCAACCACUACAUCACAAGUUCCAUGGCUCUCCACCCGAUGGCUGGCUCGGAUCGCGCCUGGGUGUGGCAUGCAAUGGACGCAGCUGACGGAGAACCGACCUCAGAGCAGCUAGCCAUCAAGUUAAAGGAUCCAUCCAUUGCUGCGUCCUUCAAGGAGAUGUUUGAGGAAGCCCAGACCAAGAUCAGACUCCAAGAAGCCGCUGAUGAUGGUGGACAGACAGGGACCCCGGAGGAGGGAGGAGCUACCGCAUCAUCAUCAUCUUCUACCAGUCGUGCGGAAGACGGUGUUGCCAAGGCAACCCCCUCUAGCAAAGGUGACUAGCUAACGUGAGGCUAAGUCUGAGAGGAAACUGAUUGUGCACUCUCAUUUUCAUGUAUUUUAUAGAAUGGCAUCUUACGCAUUGUCACGUACCACUCAUCCAUGCAUUAUCAUAUUCUUGCAUCCCACCUGCAUUUUGGGUUCCUAACUCUUGUCAAAGUUCUCUGCCACGCUUUGUAAGUCAAUAUCAUGGACUAGAAUGUGAAAAUAACACUACGGUAUUCACCAAAAUCAAAUUGUUGCAUUAUUAUUUUUUCCAAGUUCC
Molecule: messenger RNA, 1218 nt
Organism: Strongylocentrotus purpuratus (purple sea urchin)
Lineage: Eukaryota; Metazoa; Echinodermata; Echinoidea; Camarodonta; Strongylocentrotidae
Product: ran-specific GTPase-activating protein
Exons: 3
Coding region: 87-956 (289 amino acids)
Biological process (GO): intracellular transport
Cellular component (GO): nuclear pore; cytoplasm
Molecular function (GO): GTPase activator activity
Source: RefSeq, a predicted model, not a curated record